Messenger RNA from Desarmillaria tabescens, 1713 nucleotides. RefSeq lists its product as uncharacterized. Gene Ontology annotation, molecular function: ubiquitin protein ligase activity. NCBI's taxonomy places the organism in Eukaryota, Fungi, Basidiomycota, Agaricomycetes, Agaricales, Physalacriaceae. Gene Ontology annotation, cellular component: cytoplasm. Gene Ontology annotation, biological process: protein ubiquitination. The coding region runs from base 1 to 1713 and encodes 570 amino acids. The transcript has 4 exons. The record is from RefSeq and is a predicted model, not a curated record.
AUGAUCAACCUGGCGCCUCAUAACCCGACCCCGACGCCAACUGUGACCACAGAGAAGGGAAAGAAACACCCAGACUCGUUGUUUGGCCCUAAUAUCGGCAUUGUUAGCAGUGGACCUGCUUGGACGACAAACAAGGAGAAGAAGGUUCUCGCUGAUGAGCUCACGCCGGACGUGGUUCGUGGGUGGAUAGAGAAGAGCAAAGUGGCGAGCGAACCCACGACCACCUUGCAAGCCCUGGUUAAUCUGAAGCGUCCUACUCUGCGCUUAUCUCCACUAACAUCGGGCGAAGAUUCGGUACCAGACAAUCUCCAUCAUGGGCUGGAAUUCGAGUUCGAUUGCGAUGCCCCCAAAUGCGGAAUCUAUGUCCAUGUCCUACUCGAUGCCAAUCAUCCCGACGCCCCUGCAGCCACUUCUCCUAACGGUCUAUCUAAGCUACUCGUCUUCGAAACUGUCGUCGAAGGAGGGUUUGGCAAGGUCCUCAAACUAGAGGAAGGUGCUACACUUGAACUCGGCAGGUUUGUCCACCGCGAAGAUGCCACUGAAACACCCGGUGCCAGCCCCUCAAUUCUGCCUGCAGCAACGGGUACCACGCCUGAUGAAGCAGAACAAUCAUCCGACGCCGUUCCUACUACCACAGCCCUUGCUCCUCCAUCAGAGACUACUAACACCAGUACCCGGCAAUCCCGGCUUCGUUUCUCCCACUUCCAUUUCCGUAAACGUACCCAUAAUCACAGUGUCUCAGGUCCCGCUUUAGCCGUCCUUGAUGCCGAGCCUUCAACAAGUCACGAUGGGGACGCCAAUGGAGCGAAGGAGGAAAAGAAGGAAGAUGUGGAUGAUGGCGUCAAGGUGAUCAUCCGGCUCGCUGCUCUCGACGAGCAGGGAACGGAGCUGGCCUCGCCCAACGAACAAUUGACCUAUCUUCACGUCGUUCGUUUCGGAGCUAAGCCGUCUGGAGAGGAGGAGGAGGAUAAUAGACCCUGGGUCGUUAAAGUCGUCAAGCGGGAAGCCACGAUCGGUCCGCAUACGUUCCAUCUACAUGAAAUAUACGGCUUGUCGUCUUCUUCCACUGCCACUCAUGCACCCACUGCACCCCUUCCUGACUCGCACACUUACCCCCCAGAGUCUACGACUACGCCGCCGCCGCAACCUGUUGCAGAAGACGAGCCGUCUUCGGAGUGUCUCCUCUGCCUAUCCUCUCCACGAGAGGUCAUCCUUCUGCCGUGUCGCCAUCUGGUAGCAUGCAAAGAUUGCGCCCUUAACAUGGUUGAGUUUGGUGCCGGUGGGACGAUCACCCAAGCUGAAGAACCGGCCCCGGCUGCUGCUGCUACCGAGGAAGGCGCAACUACCACAGAGGGUACUGCAGCUGCAGAUGGCACCACCACCCCUGCACCCGCCCCGACGCCUACAGUCAUAGUGAACCCAAGGCGCAAGCGUAAGGCGAAGGGAUGGUUCUGCCCUGUUUGUCGACAACCAUAUACAUCUCUGCUGCGCAUUACAAACACUCCUCCCGAGCCACAACCCGCUGCUAAGGAACAAAUCGCAGACGAGGACGAGGAUGUUGCAGAGUCCCCGGCGACGGCUAGCGCUUCUACACCCCGCCCAAGCGGCGGAUUGCUAUCUGGAGCUUUUAGGCCUGCAUUCUUGAGGAGCUUUUCGAGAAACCCGACUGGGGAUGUGGAGAGUCAGACUCAAAUGACGCGGGUUGGUGCGUAG